This is a messenger RNA of Lytechinus pictus (painted urchin), 447 nucleotides long. RefSeq lists its product as uncharacterized. NCBI's taxonomy places the organism in Eukaryota, Metazoa, Echinodermata, Echinoidea, Temnopleuroida, Toxopneustidae. Bases 1 to 447 code for a protein of 148 amino acids. The record is from RefSeq and is a predicted model, not a curated record. The transcript has a single exon.
AUGUAUGAUCAACUUCUUGUAGAACUCCGUAACGAAGACCAGGCAGCCUUCAAAAAUUGUAUGCGAAUGCCACCAGAGAUGUUCGACGAACUGCUACCAAGAGGUGGCCCGAGUAUCACCAAACAGAAUACAACCUACAGAGAUGCCCUCGAUCCUGGCCUGAAGCUUGCUCUCACCCUUCGACAUCUUGCGUCUGGGACCAAGUAUCGCUCAAUGUCCUAUGGAUGGAGAAUCCCUCACAAUACUAUACCCCUGCUCAUCCCAGAAGUAUGCCAGGCCAUCAUCGAAGAGUACAAGGGUGAGAUGAUGAAGUGUCCCACCACUCCCGAUGAGUGGCGUGCCAUAUCUGACCAGUUCAUUGAGAAGUGGAACUUCCCCCAUACCUGUGGUGCACUCGAUGGAAAGCAUGUCAGCUGCAAUUGUCCUCCAAACAGUGGUUCUCUUUAA